AUGCCUCCCAAGAAAACCGACGGCUCCGACUCUGCUUCAGUCACCACUGGCCUGCGUGAGAAUGAACUUCGUUUCAUCAAGGCCGUCUUUGACAACAUGACCCAGAAGCCCGACGCCGACUGGGCCCAGGUUGCCGGUGACUUGGGUCUCAAGGACGCCAAAUGUGCCAAAGAACGCUUCCGGCAGAUGUCUGUCCGCCACGGCUGGCGUACCGGAACUCAAGGUACUGCCAUGAAUAGCCCCAGCAAGGGAAAGAAGAACGACGUGACUGGUCCCUCUGGUGAUGGCAAGGUGACCAAGAAGCCGAAGGCUAGAACGACCAAAAAGCCUGUGGCUAAGAAGGAGGAGAGCGAGGACGAUGAUAUCAAGGAUGAGGAUGACGAUCUCAAGUCGGAGGAAAUGGAGGACGCCUAUUUCUGA
Messenger RNA from Trichoderma aggressivum f. europaeum, 420 nucleotides. RefSeq lists its product as uncharacterized. NCBI's taxonomy places the organism in Eukaryota, Fungi, Ascomycota, Sordariomycetes, Hypocreales, Hypocreaceae. Bases 1 to 420 code for a protein of 139 amino acids. The transcript has a single exon. The record is from RefSeq and is a predicted model, not a curated record.